Molecule: messenger RNA, 5541 nt
Organism: Pelobates fuscus (common spadefoot toad)
Lineage: Eukaryota; Metazoa; Chordata; Amphibia; Anura; Pelobatidae
Gene: KIF7
Product: kinesin family member 7
Exons: 19
Coding region: 98-4312 (1404 amino acids)
Biological process (GO): spindle elongation; mitotic spindle organization; microtubule-based movement
Cellular component (GO): microtubule associated complex
Molecular function (GO): ATP binding; microtubule binding; microtubule motor activity
Source: RefSeq, a predicted model, not a curated record
CACACAGACUGCUGGGAGCGCUGCAGAGUUUGUUGUGCCCGAAAAGAAAGAGAUGAGAUGCUCCCAUGGACCCGAGUGAUUACCAACCCUUGGCCUGAUGGGUCCAAAGGUACAGCAACCGAGGUCUGAGGAGACCACCGUGCGUGUGGCUAUUAGGGUUCGGCCCUUGUUGCCAAAGGAAGUACUUCAUGGACAGCAGACCUGUGUAUGGACAGAUGAAGAUCAGAAGAAACUGACUUUGGGCACAAACAAACAUUUCCUGUUUCAGGAUGUGCUGGAUGGCACUUGUGACCAGGAGGCAGUGUACAGCUUGUGUGUGCAACCUCUGCUUGAAGCUUUCUUUCAAGGCUUCAAUGCAACUGUGGUUGCCUAUGGUCAGACUGGCUCAGGAAAGACCUACACCAUUGGGGAAGCAAGUAUAUCUUCCAUCUCUGAAGAUGAGCAAGGAAUUAUUCCUCGUGCUAUGGCUGAAAUUUUCAAGCUUGUUGAUGAAAAUGAUCUUAUUGACUACACUAUACGUGUUUCAUACCUGGAAGUGUACAAGGAGGAAUUCAAAGAUCUUCUUGAAAUGCAAACAUCCAGUAAGGACAUUCUCAUACGGGAGGAUGAUAAGGGAAAUAUUGUGCUGUAUGGUGUAAAGGAAACUGAAGUGGAGGGACUGGAUGAGGUGCUCAGUCUUCUGGAAAUGGGAAAUACAGCUAAACACACUGGAGCCACUCAAGUUAAUGCCCGUUCAAGCCGUUCACAUACAAUCUUCACUGUCACUAUGGAACAGAGGAGGGUUGUUGGGCGUUUUACGAGAAUGGCUACUGGGGAUGAUAAUUAUUUAGAAAUUGGCCAAGUUCUGUCCUCCAAAUUCCACUUUGUAGAUCUGGCAGGUUCUGAACGAGUAUUGAAAACAGGCAACACUGGAGAGAGACUAAAAGAAAGCAUUCAAAUUAACUCAGGCCUGCUGGCCCUUGGUAAUGUAAUCAGUGCCUUAGGAGACCCAAAACGGAAGAGUACCCACAUCCCUUACAGAGACUCAAAGAUCACAAGGAUAUUGAAGGAUUCUCUUGGUGGAAAUGCAAAGACGGUUAUGAUUGCUUGCAUAAGCCCAUCAGCAGCUGACUUUGAUGAAACUUUAAACACUCUGAACUAUGCAAGUCGUGCUCAGAAUAUUAAAAACAAAGCUACUGUCAACUGUAAUAAAGAAGCAGAGUGUGUGGAAAACCUGCAGCUACAAAUUAAAUCUCUCCAGCGUGCCCUAGAACAAAGGCACCGAUCAGAAACCCGAAUACUAAACAGAUCUGAUGCUCCAAAGUCUCUGUCCCGACGUCCUAUGGAGGACCAUGUGACCCGUUUACUAGCAGAAUGUGCACAUUAUAGAACAUGCACGGACACUGGUUAUAUCCUUUUUAUGGAACUCCUGUCAGAAGGAUGCCUAUCUCCCUCCCAAGUCCUGAGGGCUAAGGAUUGGAUGUGUUCAGUAGAAGAGGAAAGGAGUGAAGUGACCUCAGCCUCAGGUCUGGACAGUGGGAUUGAAAGUUCCACUGUUGAGGAAGCCACAAAGGACCCAGCCAGGAGACAAACAAAGAGCAAGGGAGUACUUAGAUUUGAAAAUGACUGUGAUACAGAUAAGACAGACAAAUGUAUUGAGGACCUACGGAGUCAAAUCCAGCGCCUAGAAGAUGAGAACAGGGACUUUCUUGCAGCUUUAGAAGAUGCCAUGGAACAAUACAAAUUACAGAGUGACAAGCUGCAAGAACAGCAAGAUGAAAUCACUAAGUUACAGGCCUGCCUGAAGCGGUUAGGGCCUGGCCUUCCUGUGUCUGCUCUUUUAGAAGAUGUUCAUUUGCAGCUUGGAGGAAGACCAAAUACUGCACCUCUUAUUAAAAAAUCUUCACUUAUUACUUCUCAGAACCAAUCUAAACUCUCAUCUAUGACUAAAAAGUUUUCCAGCAGUAUUAGCCCUUUAUCGAAAGAGUUUACUGAGAGCUUUCACUUUGGUACCCAGAAUCUGUUCUCCAGCUUGGCAGAGGCUGAUACUGUCCUUUCCCGACAGUUUAGUGAAGAUUCUGUGGAGGAUUCUGAUGAAGAACAGAGAUGGGGUAAUGAGCAUUGUGAAAAGGAAAUGGAGAAGCCCCUCAAUUUCCAAAUACUUAAAAUAAAGACCAAGGCGGAAAUCAACCCUGUAUCUGAUAGAAUUCUUAAAAACUGUACUGGGUUGGCACAGGACAGUGAGGUUGAAGAGGUGCCACUGGAAGACGGGGACAUGAAUGAAUCACCCUACAGGAGGAGAGCACAUGAUUUGGUACAAGAAGGCUGUUCCCUUGGAAAGGACUCUAAGUGGACACUGCGCCAAGCACAGCAAAAGAUUCGAGAAUUGGCCAUCAACAUCCGCAUGAAGGAGGAACUCAUUAAGGAGCUUGUUAAAACUGGAAGGGAGGCUCAAACCAUGAAUAAACAAUACUGCCUGAAAAUCUCUGAGCUGGAGAACGAAGUUGAACAAGUGAGAGUGGAAGUCAAUGAAAGCCAAAAGCAGCUGCAGGAGCUGGAGGGGAAGGAGUCCCGUGAUCCUGUAGAAAAGUGCAAGCUUCAGGAAUACCGCAAGAAGAUAGCAGCUGCAGAGAGCAAAGUGCAGGUGCUAAAAGAAAAGAAGCAGGCCACAGAGAAGUUAGCUGCACUCUCUUCACAGAACGAGAGGCGAGUCCAAGAUCUUGAGAAGAACAUAAUACAAAUGAAGCAACAACAGGGUCAUCUGCAAAAGAAACUGAAAGAGGAGACUGAGCAGAAUCGCCGCUUAGAGACUGAAAUGCAGAAGCGGAAGCACAGGGUCAAAGAACUCGAGCUUAAACAUGAACAGCAACAAAAGAUUUUGAGGAUCAAAACAGAGGAGAUUGCUGCUUUCCAGAGGAAGAGGCGAAGUGGCAGUAAUGGUUCAGUUAUAAGCAUGGAGCAGCAGCAAAAAAUUGAAGACCAGAAGAAGUGGCUGGAUAGCGAGAUUGAUAAAGUGCUGGAGCAACGCCGUGCUUUAGAUGAGUUAGAAGAAGAACUUAAGAAAAGAGAGGGCAUAUUGAUUAAGAAGGAGGCGCUUCUUCAGGAGAAGAAUGACUUGGAGUUCAAAAGGCUUCGAUCCAGCCAGGCUCUAAAUAAUGAUAUUGUAAGAGUUUCCAGUCGCAUUGAAGAUUUGGAGAAGGAACUAUAUGAGAAGAAUGGGCAACUUCGGGAGGGCAGUGCCAACGACCAGCAGCGUAUACGAGAUGAGAUCAAUAACCUCAGACAAGAGAAAGAUCUCCUGUUAAAGCAACGAGUGGAUAUAGAUGACAAGCUUAGACAAGGGAAUCUUCUUUCUGCAGAGGAAGAAAGGAUUCUCUUCCAGUUAGAUGAAGCAAUAGAGGCUCUGGAUGCUGCAAUUGAGUACAAGAAUGAGUCCAUCACUCGCCGACAGAGAGUCUUACGGGCCUCUGCUAGCCUUCUCUCUCAGUGUGAAAUGAACCUUAUGGCCAAGCUGAGCUACCUCUCCUCUUCUGAGACACGAGCUCUCCUUUGUAAAUAUUUUGACAAGGUGGUUACACUGCGCGAGGAGGAGCACAAACUGCAGAUUUCAUUCUCUGAGUUGGAAAUGAAGUUGGAGGAGCAGCAGCACCUUGUAUACUGGCUGGAGGUUGCACUGGAGCGCCAGAGGCUAGAAAUGGAUCGUCAACUCACCCUGCAACAAAAAGAACAUGAGCGAAAUGUCCAACUACUGCUAAAACAAUGUCAAGACCAAAUAGGAGAGGGUCUGGCUGGAAGCAAGAGACAGUACGAGGUUACAAUUCAAAUGCUUCAGAAGGAACUUGGAUGGUAUAUGUGGGCUCACCAGGAACUCAGUCAAAGAUUAAGUAAAUGUACUCUUUCUCCUGUGAACCCUACAGGGUUUCCUACCAAGGUGAUUCCUGGAGAUGGAAGACUUCUUCCCCCACCUGAUAAACAGAUGUCUUUAGUUGGGUCUUCAGAAGAAAGUGGUGUUGCCUCUGAUAUGAACAGUCAGAUUUUGGCUCCUGAUAGAAUCCAAAAGCCCAGAGAGGACUUAAUUCAUCUCCCUUUACCACCCACAUGGAGGCGCUCCUCUCUGCCUACGGACGAGCAGACUGGCCUUGACGAACUCCGUCACAAGGAGAUUGUUACAGAAACUAUCAGCAACAGAGUGAUGCAGUUAAAUGAUGGCUUUAAUCAAAGAGCAGCACUCUGCCUUCCGAAAUCCCGAAGAGACCUCCGAAGAUGUAAUGUUAACGCUAUGCCAUUUAUCUCUAAUGUGGAAAAGAUAGACGUACGGAAAAACCCAUUGUAGAAAUGCGUGGCAGUCUUUCUUUCCACUUUAUAUUUGUCCUGUUACAAAUUGUGUUGUGGUUCUUGCAAACUUUCAGCACACCACUGUUUUGUUUACAUGUUUUGUUUUAUUUAAACUGUAUUUUUCCAUGUUCUUUUGUUUGAGAUUAACAAGUGUAGAUGGAUAGUAAGGUAUAUAAUUGACAUCCCAAACUGGUAGAGGUACUUAGUGAGGAUCACAUAGAGCAAGUGUAGGAAUCUAGACAAUUGACCUAAAGAUUUUUAGAUAUUCUCUGCCUUAACACUUACUUUACAGACAAUUUUACAUCCACUGCCAUGUUGGUAAAUAGCUGCAAGUAUCAACAAUUAUGAGAGAGGUUUUCAGUUGUUGUGCUUCGUAACUACUUGAAAACAAACUCUUUACUCAAUACAAUACAUUUGCUCUACUGUCAGAAAAAGAGAUCAGAGCCACUGCAGUAAACUGUGUCACUGGUGAAUAACAUUUAUUCAUACUGCGGUGCAAGGGGUAAUGGACACAGUGUUUUCCUCACUAAGGGGAGCAGGUUUAAAGCUGUUGAUGAAUAAGAAACGUGCCUGUAUUGGGUCUGUCUCGUGUAUUUACUCCUGGAUUCUGUGCCUUUAACUUAAUAUAUGCCGUAAUGAACAGUCCAAUAACACUAAAUGCAAGCUACAUGCUUUUGUUGGCUUGUACGGUCUUCCUCUGAUGGAUCAUAUUUCUAUAGCUGCUUGUCAACUUUUAAAAAAUAAAUUGUAAAGAACACAUUUAAACACUUUAUGAUGUAGCAUUACCAGACAUGGCUUUGAGUAAUUUUGAAAGUUGUUAUAGGGCUAAUUAAACCUUUUUAAGAUUUCCAGAGCCAUAGCAAGGUAUUCUAUUACAGCUUCAAUAAACAGGUAAGAAGCAGUGUAUCAUUCAGCUGUCCAACUUUCUUUAUGCACCUUGUGUUGGAAUACAAAAAUGGUAUCCCCCUCAUCAGCUGGUGAUCAGGCAUAUUGCAUUCAUAUGGUUUCUCCAAGGCUUACUUAGAGUCUCAGCUAUAUCCUUUCCUAAAUUUAUUAUAAAAGCAAAACUCCCAUGAUACUUUGCAUUAUCGUCUUUUCUAUGUAACACCGUUGGCUCAUCUAUGCAGUAGCAACAGAACAGUUUACAUGUGCACAUUUAGUUAUUACUAUGUAAAAAGCUUCUUCUACCCUUUUGUAAUAUAGUUUUGUAAGGAUUUUUUUUGCAUU